GGGGGUCGCGCAUGCGCGCUGAGGCGACCCGGAGGCGCCGCGCCGAGGAGGAGGAGGAAGAAGAAGAAGAAGAGGCGGGCGCCGGGCCGAGCGCAGCGCUUCGCAGAGCCCCGAGACCCCCCCCCCGCCGACCAACCACACCGUGAAAAGAAGAUACGAGUUACUACUAAACCCCCGGAAUUUCCAAUACAGUCAACCUUUCUUUCCACAACAUUGUGACCGCCCCAAGAGAUCGCCCACCGUGAUGUUCGUGACCCUAAACUGAAAGCAUGAGCGAAUUCCGGAUUCACCACGACGUCAACGAGCUCCUGAGCUUGUUGCGGGUCCACGGAGGAGACGGAGCCGAGGUGUACAUCGACCUGCUGCAGAAGAACCGGACGCCGUACGUCACCACCACGGUGUCGGCACACAGCGCCAAAGUUAAAAUUGCAGAAUUUUCCCGGACUCCUGAAGACUUUUUAAAGAAGUACGAUGAGCUGAAAUCCAAAAAUACAAGAAACUUGGAUCCUUUGGUGUAUCUGCUAUCCAAGCUCACCGAAGAUAAAGAGACUCUCCAGUACUUGCAGCAGAAUGCUAAAGAGCGAGCUGAACUUGCCGCCAGCGCCGCGGCGAGUAACGUCUCCAACUUCGCCAUCUCCUCCGCCGCCCCCAAGAUCUCCAUGCAGGAGCUGGAGGAGUUACGCAAGCAGCUGGGCAGCGUGGCCACCAACUCCAACAUACAGCAGCCCUUGGAACUGACAAGAAAGCUUCUGCGAGACAAGCAGAAUAAGAAAAAUCUCGGCCAUCAUCUCCCGGUGUUCCCAUCAUGGGUGUACGAGAGACCUGCACUGAUUGGAGAUUUCUUAAUUGGCACCGGGAUGAGCACGGACACGGUUGUGCCUAUAGGGACUUUGCCCUUAGCCUCUCAAGAGCUGACCAUAGUGGAGGACCUGCUCUAUGUUUUGAUUGGAGUGGAUGGACGAUACAUCACAGCCCAACCUCUCGUCGGCAGACAGAACCGGGCUUUCCUAGUGGAUCCCAAUCUGGAUAUGUCAAUAAAGGAGCUGGUGAAUCGAAUACUGCCAGUAGCGGCAAGCUACUCCACGGUAACUCGGUUUAUCGAAGAAAAAUCUUCCUUUGAAUACGGGCAGGUGAAUCACGCUUUAGCUGCUGCCAUGAGGACGCUGGUCAAAGAAUAUAUGAUCCUUAUCACUCAGCUGGAGCACCUGCAGAGGCAAGGCCUCCUGUCUUUACAGAAGCUCUGGUUCUACAUCCAGCCGACCAUGCGGACGAUGGAGAUUUUAGCAUCCCUGGCCGUAUCCGUGGAUAAAGGAGAAUGUCUGGGGGGCUCAACCCUGAGCCUUCUUCACGACAGAACCUUCAAUUACACCGGAGACAGUCAAGCUCAGGAGCUGUGCUUGUAUUUGACCAAGGCGGCAAGCGUCCCCUACUUUGAAAUUUUGGAGAAGUGGAUCUACAGAGGAAUCAUAAACGACCCGUACAGCGAAUUCAUGGUGGAAGAACAUGAGCUCCAGAAGGAGAAAAUCCAGGAGGAUUAUAACGACAAGUACUGGGAUCAAAGAUACACAGUCGUUCAGCAACAGAUUCCAUCCUUCCUCCAGAAAAUGGCAGACAAAAUACUUAGUACCGGAAAGUAUCUCAAUGUAGUCAGAGAAUGUGGUCGAGACGUGACCUGCCCCUUGGCCAAAGAAGUGAUCUACACUUUGAAGGAGCGAGCGUAUGUGGAACAGAUAGAAAAGGCUUUCAACUACGCUAGCAAGGUGCUUCUGGAUUUCCUCAUAGAAGAAAAAGAACUCGUGGCACAUUUAAGGUCCAUAAAGCACUAUUUCCUCAUGGAUCAGGGAGACUUCUUUGUGCAUUUCAUGGAUCUCACGGAAGAGGAACUGAAAAAGCCGGUGGAUGAUAUUAUCCCUACUAGAUUAGAAGCUCUACUUGAGCUGGCUUUAAGGAUGAGCACUGCUAAUACAGACCCAUUUAAAGAUGACUUAAAGAUCGACCUGAUGCCCCACGACCUGAUCACCCAGCUUCUGCGAGUCCUGGCCAUUGAAACCAAGCAGGAGAAAGCAAUUAUUAAUGCAGACCCCACCGAACUCACCCUGAGUGGUCUGGAAGCCUUUUCUUUUGAUUACAUUGUCAAAUGGCCUCUGUCGCUUAUUAUUAACAGAAAAGCUUUAACCCGUUAUCAGAUGCUGUUCAGGCACAUGUUCUAUUGCAAGCAUGUGGAGAGACAACUGUGCAACGUUUGGAUCAGCAACAAGGCCGCUAAGCAGUACUCGCUGCACUCUGCCAAGUGGUUUGCUGGUGCUUUCACUCUGCGCCAGCGGAUGCUGAACUUUGUUCAAAACAUCCAGUAUUACAUGAUGUUUGAAGUGAUGGAGCCGACGUGGCACGUUCUGGAGAAAAAUCUGAAAUUGGCUUCCAACAUUGACGAUGUCCUCAGCCACCACACCAGCUUUUUGGAUAACUGCCUGAAGGACUGCAUGCUGACAAACCCCGAGCUGCUCAAGAUCUUCUCCAAGCUGAUGUCCGUCUGCGUCAUGUUUACGAACUGCAUGCAGAGAUUCACCCAGAGCAUGAAGCUGGACAGCGAGUUGGGCCGCCUGACUGUAGAACACGGGACGAUGCUGGGGCCUCCUACGGAGGCCGAGCGGGAAGAGGAGUCGGUGAAGAAGAAGCUCACCAAUAAAUAUUUAGCGGAACAUGCAGACGCUCUUCAGCUGACAUCCGGCUUCGAGGCAACGAUCAACAAAUUUGAUAGCAAUUUUUCCACACAUCUGCUCGACCUCCUGGACAAACUAAGCAUCUACAGCACCAACGAUUGCGAGCACAGCAUGAUUAAUGUUAUCUAUAGACUGGAUUUCAACGGCUUCUACACAGAACGGCUGGAACGCUUAUCUGCCGAAAGGAGUCAGAAAGCUGCUCCUCAGGGACUUCUUCCCCGGGCCGCCCCGACGACGGCCCCCAGGAUCGGCGCGGCGGGGCCGGCUCAGUGACCGGGCCCUCCUGCUGUUACCUACCCGUCCUUUCCCGCCCAAGAAGGCGUUUGGCUCCUCGGAACCCCCUGCCCAAAUGUAAUGUCAGCACCCGUUGAGCUGUAAGUUAUCCCUGAACUUCCGAGACUGUAUUUAAAACUCCGUUUUUUUUUACCAGCUCCAAAAGGACUGCGUGUACAGUCCUAAUUGUCUCCUUGGGUGUGUGUACAUGUGUGUCCGAGCUACAGGUCUUUGCUUUUUUAGCACAUCUUGCGUCGGUUCGUCCAAUCAUCUGAAGUAGUGUGAUUAAAUCCACUUAAGUGCGCGCUGAGUAAUUGAACAUUAUAAUAGUCCAGUUUUUCUUCGUCGGAGUAUUUUCGGUGCGCUCAAAUAAAGGAGAAGACCACCUAGUUUUCAGAAAA
Ornithorhynchus anatinus (platypus) is the source of this 3394-nucleotide messenger RNA. RefSeq names its product tubulin gamma complex associated protein 2 (gene TUBGCP2). The transcript has 19 exons. Bases 270 to 2993 code for a protein of 907 amino acids. The record is from RefSeq and is a predicted model, not a curated record. Gene Ontology annotation, biological process: cytoplasmic microtubule organization; meiotic cell cycle; spindle assembly. Gene Ontology annotation, cellular component: equatorial microtubule organizing center; gamma-tubulin small complex; centrosome. NCBI's taxonomy places the organism in Eukaryota, Metazoa, Chordata, Mammalia, Monotremata, Ornithorhynchidae. Gene Ontology annotation, molecular function: microtubule minus-end binding; gamma-tubulin binding.